AUGAAUUAAUUUGAAUAAUGUGAAAGAAAAAAGUAAUGUUCAUUGGAUUAAAUGUUCAAGAAAUAUGAGGAAGCUACUUAAAGAUAUUAGAAAGGAUUAGAGGAGAAAAAGUAGAGAGCAAAGUUAGAAUCUGAUAAAGCGAGGGAGGCAUAAUUUAUUUAAAAGCUUGAGGCAUAGAAUAAAAAAAUAGAGUUUGAUGAAAAAAUAAUAGAAUCUUAAGAAAGAAAGAAGGAUUUAGAAAAACAUAUGUUAGAGAAGCAAUAGUAAAAGAAAUAAAAGGAUGAGGAAGUAAGGAGAAAGAAGAAGGAAAAUGAGGAUGAAAAACUUUAAAAAUUAUUGAAGAAAUAAGAAAAAAAAGAUUUUUAAGUGAAGAAGGUGAAAAAAGAUGUUUAAAAGAUUAAAAGGAAAGAUGAAUUAAAAAUUUUAUUAGAUCAAUCUGUUUCUGAUGAUGCAUCAAUGGAAUUAGAAGUAGAAAAAAAAAGAUAAUGCAAAUCAUUAUCAGAUUCAUUAUAGGCAUUGGAGAGUGAUCAAAUCAUAUAUUUUAAAUUACAGAAAUAAAAAGAGGUUGAAAUCAAGGAAAAUAAGAAGAAGCAGAAAUAAUAAAAAAUUAUGCCAUCAAAAACAUUUAGAGAAUAAUCUGUACCCACCAUUAAGAAAUCUAUAAUAUUUCCAAUUUUAAUUCGUACCAAAUAAGAAGAUAAUUCAUUAGUUUUACAAUCAAUUCUAUAACAAUAAUAACCACAAUCACCUACUUUCAAAAAUGAAGAAAAUUCAAGCACAAAUGUUACUCCAAAAAAAGAGAAGGAAGAAGAACCUCAAUUUUUCAAACUUUGUUAGAUUUGCAAUAGUAUUAUAGAAAAUGAAGAUGACAAUAAACACAUUUAAUCUAAAUCUCAUAAAUAAACAAAACAGUAUUAUAACUUAUAAGCUACUUAAAAUGACAUCUUGGUUGUAAAAGGAUCUAAGGAUGAGAUCUCAUAGAAUAGAUUCUAGUCAAUCAGAAAACGAUGUCAAAAAAUUAAACAAAAAAUACAAUAAAAGAGUCUAUAAUUAGAAAAUAUGAAUAUUUAUUGUUAUAAAGAACCAGGAAAUAGUUAUAACAGGUAGAGGAUCUAGAAAUUAUCAAAUGAUCUUGAUAAAUUGUUGAACAAUUAAAUUAAGGAUUUGUAUUAAAUUGAAUAGCAAAUGAAGGAAUUACUAAAAUUGGUGAACCAGGAAACAGAUUUAAUUAACCUAAGAUAAAUGAAGUUCAUAUAAAUUGUUAUCGAAGUUUUUAAAAAGAUCUCUUCCUGUCACAAGAACGAAUACACCUAAUAUCUUAAAAUCAUUGGAGUGGCAACUGAAAUUGUUUACCAGUUUUGUAGUGUUUAUAAUAAUAGAACCUAUAUGUUGGCAAGCAAUAAAUUAUUGCCUAUUAUUGAUUUUAUGUACAACUUUUUAGCUUCAAAGCCAACCAAAUUUAUAUACAGUUAUCAAUUCGUUGCUUAAUGUUUUUAAAUAUUUAGUUUACUUAUCAAACAUAAAUUACCUACUGAUCCUCUUUCAGAUUUGAAUAUUCAGGGAAUUUAAGAAGAUACCUUGGAAUAUAUGUAUUGUUGUGGAUUAUUCAAUAAGAUGAAAUUAAGAUUUCUAUCAUUUGAAAAAGAUUACAUCAAUUCUGAAGGUAAAAUCCCUGUUGCUCUUGUUAAGAGUGUUGCAUUUAUAGAGGCUGCCACUAAUUACCAUGGAUUUGAGACACAAAAUAAAUCAUUAUUUGAUGAAGAGGGAAAACGAAUAUCUAAAAGUUUUGAAGAGCAUCUCAAGUUUGUGCUUAAAGAAACAGAACUAUUUGGUUUAAUCUAAUUAAUUAGUUAAAUGGUUGUUGGUGAGGAAGUUUGUUUUACUACAAACAAGUUGCUUCCCUAAACAAUUAUAAGUUUUUUCAUGGUAGGAAUUAAAACUUUGAACAAUAUUGCUAGAUUAAAUAUUAUAGUUUUGUAGGAAACUAUGAAUAAGCAAUCUAAUAAAUAAGAAGUUCAUAUGAUAAUAUAAAGACUUGUAACAUAUUGUAAAUGCAACCUCGAGUAAAGUUAAGAUUUAAAAGAUUUGCUCAAUGAAUUAAUUCUUUUAAUAGGAUAUUAUUGUGUUCUAAACCCAAAUAAUCAAAAUUCACUUGUAGGAUCAAUGAAAAAGAUUUCCGUAUUACAUAAUUUAUUGCAAAUGCCUUCUCAAUUUUACGUUGAUAAAAUGUUAAAGAACAUUUUGUUCCCUACUCUAUUAUGUUGUAUGUUUAGAAAUCCUAAUAAUAUGAAAAUUGUAUUAGAUGAAAUGGAUAAAUCCUAUUUCUUAGAAAUUUUGCAAUACGAUUCCGAACAAUUCUACGAAAACCACAAUGGCUAAUAGUUAUAAAGAUCACCUUCUAUGUCGAGUACAAAUUCUCAGAAUUCUGUGUUUCCAUACAGUUCUGCUGUAUACUUUAAACUUAGUUAACGAUUUCCGAUGUGUUAUUUUAAGGAGGCUUAUACAGAAUUACUAGAUUAUAAGGAUUGA
Messenger RNA from Paramecium tetraurelia, 2529 nucleotides. RefSeq lists its product as uncharacterized. NCBI's taxonomy places the organism in Eukaryota, Ciliophora, Oligohymenophorea, Peniculida, Parameciidae. The record is from RefSeq and is a predicted model, not a curated record. The transcript has 5 exons.